GCAAUUCACACUUGAUUAUCUUACAUCAGAUAAAUUAGCAGCCCCUGAAUUGUUGGGCAGUCUGGCAGUGGAGCUCUCCCCAGCCUGAUAGCCACUCUAGAGGCCAUGCUUCGAUUCUUGCCAGAUUUGGCUUUCAGCUUCCUGUUAACUCUGGCUUUUGGCCAGGCAGUCCAAUUUCAAGAAUAUGUCUUUCUCCAAUUUAUGGGCUUAGAUAAGGCGCCUUCACCCCAGAAGUUCCAACCUGUGCCUUAUAUCCUGAAGAAAAUUUUCCAGGAUCGCGAGGCAGCAGCGACCACUGGGGUCUCCCGAGACUUAUGCUACGUAAAGGAGCUGGGCGUCCGUGGGAAUGUACUUCGCUUUCUCCCAGACCAAGGUUUCUUUCUUUACCCAAAGAAAUUUUCCCAAGCUUCCUCCUGCCUGCAAAAGCUGCUCUACUUUAACCUGUCUGCCAUCAAAGAAAGAGAACAGUUGACACUGGCCCAGCUGGGCCUGGACUUGGGGCCCAAUUCUUACUAUAACCUGGGACCAGAGCUGGAACUGGCUCUGUUCCUGGUUCAAGAGCCUCCUGUGUGGGGCCAGACCACCCCUAAGCCAGGUAAAAUGUUUGUGUUGCGGUCAGUCCCAUGGCCACAAGGUGCUGUUCACUUCAACCUGCUGGAUGUAGCUAAGGAUUGGAAUGACAACCCCCAGAAAAACUUUGGGUUAUUCCUGGAGAUACUGGUCAAAGAAGACAGAGACUCUGGGGUGAAUUUUCAGCCUGAGGACACCUGUGCCAGACUGAGACGCUCCCUUCAUGCUUCCCUGCUGGUGGUGGCCCUCAACCCUGAUGAGUGCCCCCCUUCUCGGAAAAGGAGAGCAGCCAUCCCUGUCCCCAAGGUUUCUUGUAAGAACCUCUGCCACCGUCACCAGCUGUUCAUUAACUUCCAGGACCUGGGUUGGCACAAGUGGAUCAUUGCCCCCAAGGGGUUCAUGGCAAAUUACUGCCACGGAGAGUGUCCCUUCUCACUGACCAUCUCUCUCAACAGCUCCAAUUAUGCUUUCAUGCAAGCCCUGAUGCAUGCAGUUGACCCAGAGAUCCCCCAGGCUGUGUGUGUCCCCACCAAGCUGUCUCCCAUUUCCAUGCUUUACCAGGACAAUAAUGACAAUGUCAUUCUACGACAUUAUGAAGACAUGGUAGUCGAUGAAUGUGGGUGUGGGUAGGAUGGCAGAAAUGGGAAUAGAAGGAGUGUUCUUAGGAUAAAUCUUCUAAUAAAACUACCUAUCUGGUUUAUGACCACUUAGAUCGGAAAUGUCAAUA
Molecule: messenger RNA, 1297 nt
Organism: Macaca mulatta (Rhesus monkey)
Lineage: Eukaryota; Metazoa; Chordata; Mammalia; Primates; Cercopithecidae
Gene: GDF3
Product: growth differentiation factor 3
Cellular component (GO): extracellular region
Molecular function (GO): growth factor activity; cytokine activity
Source: RefSeq, a predicted model, not a curated record